Plasmodium relictum is the source of this 660-nucleotide messenger RNA. It is a transcript of the gene PSOP20, whose product is annotated as secreted ookinete protein, putative. Bases 1 to 660 code for a protein of 219 amino acids. Lineage: Eukaryota; Apicomplexa; Aconoidasida; Haemosporida; Plasmodiidae. The transcript has 3 exons. The record is from RefSeq and is a predicted model, not a curated record.
AUGUAUAAAAAAGUUUUUUUUCUACUGUGUAUUGUAAUUUUAAAUGUGAUUUGUGCACAAUCAAAAAAUGUUGUUUCUUCUUUUUUUUCUUUCAUGAAAUCCAAAAUAAAUUCUAAAAAGGAGAUAUCAAAAGUAAUACAAAUGGGUAAUACUUUAGCAUGCCUAACUAAUAAUGAAAAUUCCUUUUACAAUGAAUGUUCUUGUUCUUUUAAAAAACUAAAGGAUUUUGAAAAAAAAUGCUCAUCAAAUUUUAAAAAAAAUCAGGAAGAAGCAAAAAACUGCUCAGAAGAACACUGUGAAAUAUGUUGUAUUUUAAUUAACAUAAAUAAUAUAACAAAUUCCAUUUUAGAAUCAGAAUUAUCUUGUAAAAAAAAAUGUACAAAAUCUAAUUUAGUUUUAAAUUUGAAUGAAGAUGACUAUAAAUUAGCUUUCAAGAAAUUAAUUGAGUUUAUUAGAAUUUUUUUUCCUUCAAAUAUUUUAAAUUAUUAUUCUAAUGAAAAAAAAAAUUUCCCCCAAUACACUAAUAGACUAUUAGACACAAAAUAUCAAAAAAUAAAGGAAGAUCUUAAUUCAGAAACAAACAAAGAUACAAUAGAAAGAAUAAGCUUGCCACCAAAUAAUGAAUCGGAAGAAUAUUUUUCUCCAUAUAAUGAAAACUAA